AGAGCGGCUCCUAGAAAAGCGGACAUUAUAAAACCAUUUAGAUAAAAGGAGGAGUAGAGUGACACUGUGCAGAAAUGCUGAGUGGUGGCAGACUAUCUGUUUCGGUGGCUUUUGCUACUUCUCCAAACCUUACACGAUCUCUCUCCAAAAUCCCUAGUUCUCGCUUUCUGGGGCAUAAGAUCUCUUACUUUUCCAACCCUGUUUUCUCUGCUGUGUCACUGGUCAAAUGGAACUCUAGAAUGGUGGAUUCAAAGGCUGCCAAUUUUACGAUCAGGGCCUCGGCUCAGCCUCUUAAGAACGCUGAUGAGCUGAUUGAUUCUGUCGAGACUUUCAUCUUCGACUGUGAUGGAGUUAUAUGGAAAGGAGAUAGUUUGAUUGAUGGAGUCCCAGAAACUCUGGAUAUGCUUCGUUCAAGGGGAAAGCGCUUAGUUUUUGUUACAAACAAUUCAACCAAGUCAAGAAAACAAUAUGGAAAAAAAUUUGAAACUCUUGGUCUUAAUGUCAGUGAGGAGGAGAUUUUUGCAUCCUCUUUUGCUGCUGCUGCAUAUCUGAAGUCAAUUAAUUUCCCAAAAGACAAAAAGGUUUAUGUGAUCGGUGAAGAUGGUAUAUUGAAAGAACUUGAGCUUGCUGGAUUUCAGUACCUUGGUGGACCGGAGGAUGGUGGGAAAAAGAUAGAGCUAAAACCCGGAUUUCUAAUGGAGCAUGAUGAGAGUGUUGGAGCUGUUGUUGUUGGAUUUGAUCGUUAUUUCAAUUAUUACAAAAUUCAGUAUGGAACCCUCUGCAUCCGUGAAAAUCCAGGCUGUCUGUUCAUUGCUACAAACCGUGAUGCUGUCACUCAUCUGACAGAUGCUCAAGAAUGGGCAGGUGGUGGUUCCAUGGUUGGUGCUAUUAGUGGAUCAACUCAACGUGAGCCACUGGUUGUAGGGAAGCCCUCAACCUUUAUGAUGGACUACUUAGCCAACAAGUUCAAUAUUCUCAAGUCACAGAUAUGCAUGGUUGGAGAUAGAUUGGACACUGAUAUUUUAUUUGGACAAAAUGGUGGUUGCAAGACCCUUCUUGUUCUAUCAGGUGUGACAAGUCUGUCCAUGCUUCAAAAUCCCAACAACUCCAUACAACCAGAUUUCUACACCAACAAGAUUUCAGAUUUUCUGUCUCUCAAGGCUGCUACUGUUUGAGCUGAUAGCAAUUUGUGUCAUUUUUUUUCCUAGGUUCACCUGUAAAAUUUCCUUCUGCCCAUUAUCAUAUUUCUUCAGUGUGAAAUCUGUUAAUCUUUUUUUUUAUAUUUUUUCAAAGUUAACUGAAAGAAAUCCUGGACAAGAAGAAAUGGCAUAAAAUUAAUUCUAUUUUAGUUUAUUCAUACAAUUAUCCUUUGACAAAAUGGAAAGAGAAAAGAAUUAUUCUUUUUGGUGGGUAAUGGAUUUUCCUUUUAAAUAGGGGAAUUUGGAUAGAAGAGAGAGUUAAUUUUGAAACAGAUUUUUAUAUUCUAUGGCUUGAGAUGCCAAUAUCAGAUGCAGAUAUCUGUUGGAGUUGCAUAUCUUCGAUCCCAAAAUCUUGGGGAUCGGACUGGGGUUAGUAAGCUGAGUACAAAGUACAUUGGAUACAUCUUACAUGGAAUAAUAAAGUUUUAUCAGUUUGUAAUGGCUGAGUAUGAGCAUGUAACAGUCGAAUAUGAUUGUUUUGGUAAGUAUGGAUUUGUGAUGAUCUAUGCUAGUUGACUAUUAGUCUGCAA
Molecule: messenger RNA, 1729 nt
Organism: Nelumbo nucifera (sacred lotus)
Lineage: Eukaryota; Viridiplantae; Streptophyta; Magnoliopsida; Proteales; Nelumbonaceae
Product: phosphoglycolate phosphatase 1A, chloroplastic-like
Cellular component (GO): cytoplasm
Molecular function (GO): phosphatase activity
Source: RefSeq, a predicted model, not a curated record